UGCAGUUCGCGGUAAUUUUGACAGUUGUUAGUUGAUAUGAAAACUAAUGCGAGAAACGGAGAGCAAAGGAAUUAAAAAUUUCCAGCAUUAUCAUUUAUCACAUUAACUACCUAUCCAUAUUCAAAAACAGAGAGAAAUAAAAACAUAUUACAAAUUUACUUAGAUCAAACUAAGUAGACAAAAUGGGUUACAAUUUAUCCGAAGGAUCUCUUGAGAUAAUCAUGAAUGGUGGUAACUAUGACAAACCUGUCAUGCAAGUGUUGGGUAGUAAGAAAAUUCAAGGCAGUGGAGCGAACGAACGAUUCAGACUUCUUGUGUCUGAUGGGAAACACUCGCACAGCUUUGCCAUGCUCGCUACACAGCUCAAUGAUAAACUUAUUACAGGAGAAUUGUCAGACUACUCAGUUGUUCAGAUUGACCGUUUUGUCACAUCGCUAUUAAAAAACACUGGAAAGGGCGAAAAACGAGUUAUGAUUAUCCUUGAUAUUACAAUUAUUGCCCCUGGCUCUGAAGUAGGACAGAAGCUCGGUAACCCAACUACAUGGUCAGAAGAGUCCGCCAAACCAGCAGCAGUACAAAGUCCUAUGAGGCCUAUACAGAAACCAGCUCCAACACCAAGCAUGUCAACAAAUAUAAAUCAAACAAAUGCAGGACUGAACAGUAGCUUAUUGAAUCCACAAAUGACUCAUCCCAUCAAUAGUCUGAGCCCCUAUCAGAAUAAGUGGGUAAUAAAGGCACGUGUUAUGAGUAAAUCUGCCAUCCGCACUUGGAGCAAUGCAAAAGGUGAAGGGAAAUUAUUCAGUAUGGACCUUUGUGAUGAAACUGGAGAGAUUCGUGCAACAGCUUUCCGUAAUGAAGUUGAUAAGUUCUAUGAUAUGAUACAGGUUGACAAGGUAUAUUAUAUAAGUAAGUGCCAAUUGAAGACAGCUAACAAACAGUACACAUCCCUCAAAAAUGAUUAUGAAAUGACCUUCAAUUCAGACACAGUGGUUGCAGAAUGCACAGAGGACUCAUCAUCCGUUCCAUCAGUUAAAUAUGAUUUCACACCAAUCAGUGAGAUUGCUAAUAAGAGUCCUGAUACUUUAUUAGAUUUAAUUGGAGUGUGCAAAUCAGCAGCAGAUAUGCAAGAGCUGACUGCCCGAAACACUGGGAAGCAAUUGAAAAAGAGAGAAGUGACGCUCGUUGAUUCUUCUGGUGGUGCAGUUGUUUUAACACUCUGGGGGAACGAAGCAGAAACCUUUGAUGGCAGUUCAAACCCCGUGGUUGCCGCUAAAGGAGCUCGUCUCACAGAGUUCAACGGAAGCAAGUCAUUAUCGUGCCUUGCGAGUACAAUGUUGCGAUACAACCCAGACUUGCCAGAGGCACACAAGCUUAGAGGCUGGUACGAUAAUGGCGGCGCUAAUAUGGACAUUGUCAAUAUAUCAGCCAGAGCGGGCGGCUACUCCGGCGGCAGCGGUGAAUGGAUAACAUUCUCGGAAGCAGAAGCCAAGCAGCUCGGCUCCGGCAGCAAGGGCGACUACUUCAGCCUCCUCGGCGUGCUGACCUUCACGUUCGCAGACAACGCGGUGUACAAGGCGUGUCCGCAGGAACAGUGCAAUAAGAAGUUGGUGGACCAGGAGAACGGACAGUACCGCUGUGAGAAGUGCAAUAGGGAGUACCCUAAUUACAAGUAUCGCCUGCUUUUGGGGGCAAACGUUUCGGAUCCAACAGGCGAUCAGCGUAUAACUGCGUUCAACGAAACCGCCGAAGCAAUGUUGGGAAAGAGUUCUGCGGAAAUUGGACAGAUGUUCGAGUACAAUAAGAGCGCAUACGCGCGACUGUUCGAAGAUGUCAAGUUUAAAACGUUCGUGUUCAAGUUUCGAACUAAAAUGGAGGUUUACAGCGAUGAAGCUCGACUGAAGACAGUAGUGGUGAAUGCGCAGCCCGUGGACUACAAGGACGCGAACGCGAGACUCGUGCGCAGUAUCAGCGCACUCUGCAACGUCGGAAUUUAAUAAAAAUCUCUUCUGAAUUAAAAUCUAAACCUAAUGUAUCAAUACCUACCCGAUAAUCAAUAUAAAAAGUAUAAGGUUCACUUUUAAUUAAAAGGAAGAAAAAUACUGUUCCUUUAUAAACAAAACUAAAUAUAUGUAAAGGUCUAUUGAAAGUUCUAGACCUACUUGUGAUAAUUGCUUAUAAGUGAGACAACUAAGCGAUCUCAAAGCUCGCCAAUUUGUUUAUAGUGUAAAAUUAUGUUGUUUGUAUUUUUGUGUCGAGUCAUAAAACCAUGGUAAAUUCUUGUAUUAUUUGUGUUUAAUUUUUAUUAAAUAAUGAUUUGUA
Zerene cesonia (dogface butterfly) is the source of this 2319-nucleotide messenger RNA. It is a transcript of the gene RpA-70, whose product is annotated as replication protein A 70 kDa DNA-binding subunit. NCBI's taxonomy places the organism in Eukaryota, Metazoa, Arthropoda, Insecta, Lepidoptera, Pieridae. Gene Ontology annotation, molecular function: single-stranded telomeric DNA binding; damaged DNA binding. The record is from RefSeq and is a predicted model, not a curated record. The transcript is spliced from 11 exons. Gene Ontology annotation, biological process: double-strand break repair via homologous recombination; meiotic cell cycle; nucleotide-excision repair. Gene Ontology annotation, cellular component: DNA replication factor A complex; nucleus. The coding region runs from base 183 to 1994 and encodes 603 amino acids.